AUGUUUAAACUAUUGAUCUCAAUAUUUUCGCUCAAUUUAUUCUUAAUUGAGUAAACAAAGACUUAAUCCUCCAAAGACAAGCAAGAUAUCUGUUAUGGACUGGUUUUAAAGGGAGGUGCUAAUAGAGGAGCUUAUGAAGCUGGUGCAAUCAAAGCUUUAGUUGACAAAUUAGAAUCUGACAAAGUCUAAUAUGAUGUUGUUUCAGGCAUUUCAGUGGGUGCCUUAAACGCUGCCCAUGUUGCCAGUUAUGUAAAAGGUGAUGAAAAGUUAAUGGCUGAGGAUUUAGUAUACAGAUGGAAAAAUAUGACAUCUGACAAGUUAUUUUAGAGUUGGAGAUUCGGAUUUAUAGAGGGUUUAUUUUAUCAUUAAGGACUUUUGGACAACUCGCCACUUCAUGAGUAUCUGAACAAGUCCUUCGCAGCGCGUCCCUGUUGUAAAAGGAAAAUACAUUUUAAUAGUGUUGAUACCAACUCUGGCAACAUUGUAUCAUUUGAUGAAAAAACAUUGGCUCAAGACCUUAUAAAAGGUCUGGUUGCAACUUCAUCAGUACCUUUUGUUUUUCCUGGGCUUAAGAUUUAAGACACUCUUAUGAUUGAUGGGGGCGUAGCUUGGAAUCUUGAUGUGGCUUCAGCCAUAUUGAAAUGUAGAGAAGUAGUCGAUUCUGAUUCAAAGAUAGUACUUGACAUCAUUGAUGUUGAUAGGAAAUUGGAUAAGGUUAAAAGGUUAAAUUAUACCACUGAAUAAGGAACUAUAAAGAACAUUAUUCGUUAUUUGGAGAUUAAAAAAUAUCAUCAUAGGAUGAAUGAUAUGAUUGAAAUAGAGACAGCUCACCCUGACGUAAAAGUAAGGUAUAGGAUUAUUCCAAAAUAUUAGUUGGACCCUGUUUAUAAGGAGCUUACCUUUGAUGAGAAUUUGAUUGACAAUUUGAUAUAAUAGGGUUACGAUGAUGCAAUUGAGGCCAUUGAUACCCAAAAAGAAAGAUUAUUAAAAUAUAGGUGA
Messenger RNA from Stylonychia lemnae, 999 nucleotides. The record is from the annotation of a GenBank genome assembly. Lineage: Eukaryota; Ciliophora; Spirotrichea; Sporadotrichida; Oxytrichidae.